This is a messenger RNA of Metopolophium dirhodum (rose-grain aphid), 2251 nucleotides long. Its product is annotated as mpv17-like protein. The record is from RefSeq and is a predicted model, not a curated record. NCBI's taxonomy places the organism in Eukaryota, Metazoa, Arthropoda, Insecta, Hemiptera, Aphididae. Bases 337 to 894 code for a protein of 185 amino acids. Gene Ontology annotation, cellular component: cytoplasm; membrane. The transcript has 4 exons.
CUAUUGAAAAUAAGCAAAUAAAAAUAAACUGUUUUGAGCAAUGAACUCAUGAAGAUGUAUCAAAUAAUUAGAAACAAUAUAUUUGUAUCUAUUUUGUUACUUUACCGGUCACACUUUUUUUUUAAAUUUUUUUUUAGACUUAUGUAGUUAACUUAACUGAAAACAAUGAUGAAGUACUGAUGUCAGAAUUCAGCGGUCGGACUUUGUUUCGAAGUUAUGGCCUAAUGAAGUUCGAUAUAUUGCGACCGGAGCCGGCAGGAUACCAGGAUAAAUCGCAAAAUUUGAAAAUGUAAUACAAGGGUCAAAGAAAACAAUAGUGACUAGUCUCUCGUUAUUAUGUGGUCGAAAAUAUUUAAAGCCAGCAACCAUGGACUUGUGCGCGGUGUGGCCAUAUAUUCGGUCACUUGGCCGGUGAGCAGCUUGAUACAACAGGCACUACAGCCGUCUGGCAACAAAAACAUUGAUUUACAACGAGCGGCCAAGUUUAGCGUAUAUGGUGGACUCUAUGUAGCACCCACUUUAUAUGCGUGGAUGAGAUUUGCCAGUUAUGUUUGGCCUUCGAUGACAAUUACUAGUCAUAUAACUAAGGCAGUUGUUGAACAAUUUUCAUAUGGUCCAUUUGCAAUGGCUAGUUUUUUUUUCUUUAUGACACUUCUGGAUGGAGGUACAAUAGAAGAUGCUAAAACGGAAGUUCAAGAAAAAUUUGUUUCUACCUGGAAGAUAGCUGUAAUGGUUUGGCCAGUAUUACAAACAAUAAAUUAUUGUGUUAUUCCUUCAAAGAAUCGCUUGAUAUUUGUCAGUAUAGCUGGAUUUGUAUGGACCACAUUUUUAGCAUAUAAAAAGUAUGAAAAGAAUAAAUCUAUAGAGAUAGCUGAUAAAAAAACUGAUUUAUAAUCAACAUUUUACAUUUAUUUGACUGUUAUGUAAUUAGUCUUUUGACAUUCUUUGUUAUUAUUGAUUGUUAUUGUUAUUAGCUCUUUAAACUAUUGUUGCCAAAUAUUAUAUCUACUUAAAUAUAAUUUAUGUCUAAACUUUGAUCAGUGGUGGAUUUACAGGGUAGAGGGGAUAAUAUCAUCCAUCCCACAGAAUCAAAAAUACCUUAUACAUAAGUAUUAUUAAAUGUUUGAUAAUAUUUUCAGUCAACAUGAUCCAUUUUAUUAUAAGUAAUUCCUUCAACAUGACUCUACCUACCAAAAAAAUUGUAAAUACACCAUUUGUUAAUAUAGUAUUACAACUUGUGAAAUUUGUAUUUUGAAAAGUUGCAAUACAACUUGGUAAAUUCCUAUUUUUGUUAUUUGACAACACUAGUCAAAAGAAUCGUUAUUUAGUUAAAUAAUUUAUAUUAAUGCAAUUAUUUAUUGAAUGUUAUAUUAUAAAGUCCAAUCAUGGGUUUUCAGUUUUGUAUAAAUGGACCGACAUUUUAAAUUUUGAAAUGUUCAUAAUCCAUAUUAUAUCAAAAAUGUUCUUAAUUAUUUGAAUAUAAAUUGUUUUUGAGUUACCAUUAUUGUACUGUUGAAAUGUAGAUAAAAAGUGGAACUUUUGUUCAUUUGAAUUUUACAUAUUAUAUUAAUUUAUAUGUAUAAUGUAUUAUGUAUAAUUGUUUAUGUUUUCCAAUUAAUAUUUACAUGGCCAGUACAUCUGAUUUACCUAAAUAAUUUUACCAUUCCAUUAUAUAUAAAUUGUUCUCAACAAUAACAAAUUAAUAAAUAAAAAUAUUAUUGUAAAUUGUUUUUAUUUUGAUGAUAAUUAUAGCUAUUUUUAAUGAAAGUAAGGAUUUUUGUGAUCAGGUUUUGUCAAAAGAAAAGUGUUAAUAAAAAUGUAUAAUGAUUAAUCAGUUAUUUUUUUAAGAUUUUAGUAUUGUUGACAGAGGUAGAUAUUAAAUUUGUACAUUAUGUUAAUGUGCACGGCCGGAAGUCAGUAUUUUUUUUUAAAUUGUGUCACAUUUAGUCACUUUAUUAGAAAAUAAUCUAUAUGUAUGUCACUUAUUAUUUAAAUUAGCCUAAAUUUAAAUUAUUUAUUAUGUAGGUCACUUUGUCACUUUUUUAAAUAGAUUUAACCACUUCCAGCCCUGUUAUGAAGAUAGAUAACUAAUAAUUGUACUAUUAUUAUUUUAACAUUACGGUCAAUGACCGACACAACAAUAAACAUCAUGUAUUGUUUAGAACUGAUUUAUCAAGACUACUUUUGUGAAUGUUAAGUAUAGGUGAUUAUUGAUAAAUAAGUAAUAAAUAUGUUAUAUUAAUUAUUUAUA